AUGGCACGUGCACUCACGGCGUACACCGUCGUGCUGGGGCUGUUUGAGCUUCCCACAAUCCUCAUGCUUCUCUGCGGCGGCGGCGGCGGCCUUGCCGAGGUGACGCCGUGGUUCGAUAGCGCUGCCCCCUUCGAGCGGCACUCGUACGCCUGCAUGUACGCGGGCGUACUCGCCCUGCUGGCCACCUCCCGCUUCCUCGCGGCGUACCUGCCGCGGCAUCGACUCAUUCAGGUGCACAACGCGCUGGUGCAUGCCCUGGAGCUGGGCCUUUUUCUGCUCCUCUGGUCGCUGCGGCGGAGCCCCGCCUCCGCCGUCUGCUACGCGCUUGCGGCGGUUAUGGCGGCGAACUGCGUCCUCUUCGGCAUGCAGGCGUUCAAGGCACUCACCCCUGCCAACGUCGUCAGUUUGCGUGAGAAGAAGAACAACUAA
This is a messenger RNA of Trypanosoma conorhini, 429 nucleotides long. RefSeq lists its product as uncharacterized. Lineage: Eukaryota; Euglenozoa; Kinetoplastea; Trypanosomatida; Trypanosomatidae. The record is from RefSeq and is a predicted model, not a curated record. Bases 1 to 429 code for a protein of 142 amino acids. The transcript has a single exon.